Messenger RNA from Ilex paraguariensis (yerba mate), 228 nucleotides. The record is from the annotation of a GenBank genome assembly. Lineage: Eukaryota; Viridiplantae; Streptophyta; Magnoliopsida; Aquifoliales; Aquifoliaceae.
AUGUUCUCAAGUGAGAACCUGAAAAAAGUGGGAAAAACUAUUUCAAAGUUCUUCCUCUUCAAUGCAAUAUCAUUCAAUGCAGCUGAUAGUGGGCCUUACUAUCAAUCAAUGAUUGACACUAUUGAGGAUGCAAGCCCAGGAAUAAAGGGCCCUACAGGAUAUCAAGUUGGUAGUUCUUAUUUGGAGGAGGAGGUUCAAGAGGUUGACAUUUAUAUAUUCUCGAUGAAG